GAAGAGAGAAGACAGGCCGGAACCACAGACAAAAUGUCCAAAUAUUAUGGGAUAGCCUGCCUCUUGUCUCUGUAUGUGAUGUCUUUGGCACCAUCCUGUGAUGGAGGGAGCAUCCUGGUUUUUCCGGUGGAUGGCAGUCAUUGGAUCAAUAUGAAGGUGCUGAUGGAGGAGCUUCAAUCUCGCGGACACAAGCUAACUGUGAUACGAGCCUCCAACAGCUGGUACAUCCCCGAGCAAUCCCCUCUCUACACCACUGUCAACCUCCAGAUGGAGGAAGCCUUCGAGGAUUUUUUUGAUAUCUUUCUUGAAAAGCAAAUUAAGGCACAGAGAGAGGGGGCCUCAGCCCUCACGUUUCUCAAACUCACGAAGGAUUUUCUGCACAUGAUCAGCCAUGCUCAUGCGAUCUGGUGUGAAGCAUUGGAAAAAAUACUGGAAGAUGAUAAAAUGGUCAAGAGUUUAUUGGACGCAAAAUAUGAUUUGAUGCUCACGGAUCCAGCCAUAGCACCAGGAGUGGUGCUGGCAAAGCAUUUAAAACUGCCUGUAGUUUUAAAUGUUCGCUGGGUUACAAGUGGCGAUGGACAGUUUCAGUUAGCUCCUUCCCCUCUGUCCUACAUCCCAGUACCAGGGUCAGGUUUCACAGACAAAAUGGACUUCUUACAGAGAGCUCAAAAUCUGUUUUAUUACAGUAUUACACAAUUUCAACAGUAUGUUUUGGUUGGGCCAAGCUAUGAUGCCGUAUGCGAGAAGUAUAUUGAGGGUGGAUGUGAUAUCAUCUCCCUUCUGCAGGAUGCAGAUAUUUGGCUGUUCAGGUCUGAUUUUGUGUUUGACUUUCCUCGACCUACAAUGCCUAAUGUCAUUUACAUGGGAGGCUUUCAGUGCAAACAGGCCCAGCCUCUGUCUGCAGAGCUGGAAGACUUUAUGCAGAGUGCCGGAGAACAUGGAGUUAUUAUUAUGACUCUGGGCACUUUAGUCAAUGCUUUGCCCCCUGACUUGGCUGAUGAAAUAGCCAGCAUUUUUGCCAAACUGCAUCAAAAGGUGAUCUGGAGGCACAUUGGUGCACGUCCCUCUACUGUGGGCAACAACACUCUGAUUGUGGACUGGAUGCCUCAGAAGGACCUGCUGGGACACCCUCAGACCAAAGUCUUCGUGGCUCAUGGUGGGACCAACGGUGUUCAAGAGGCCAUCUACCAUGGUGUCCCGGUGCUGGGCAUCCCGUUGUUCUUUGACCAGUUUGACAACCUGCUCCGUUUGCAGGCGAGGGGAGCGGGGACAAUCAUCAGGCUCAAUGAGCUGAAUGGAGAGACAUUUGAGCAGGGCCUGAGGGAGCUGCUCCACCAGGAGCACUAUAGGGACAACAUGCAGAGACUGUCCCGUCUCCAUAGGGACCAGCCCCUGUCCCCCAUGGACCAGGCUGUGUUUUGGGUGGAGUACGUGAUACGACAUAAAGGGGCUGCUCACCUGCGCACACAGGCCUAUAAGAUGCCCUGGUACUCCUACUACUGUGUGGAUGUGCUGCUGCUGCUACUGUCCGCUGUCAUUGGGACAGUGCUCUGUGUGGUGGCUCUGUUCAGGUUUCUGUGUUCCAGGAACAGAACCAAGAUCAAAGACAAGAAGCAAUGAUCAUAGUGCACACUUCACUUGGUCCAUUCAAAGCAACUGUUUUUAUGGCUUCUUUUUUGAAGCAGUAUUAGUGAGUAAAACCAAAUGUAUAUUUAUACAAAUAAAUCUAUGUUUUAUAAAGGACAGAAUUUGAGAUAUGUACUUGUGUUUGUGUUUGCUUGUAUUUUAUCCUUUAGCAUGAUUUGCCACAACACAGUUGCACAGUGAAUGAGUAGGCUUUUACUAAUUUAUUUUUUAUCACCGUUCCAAGGUUAACCUGUCAUAUUUCUUGUGACUGAGACAGACAAUGUGUCAAACAGUGUGUUCUUAGAUACAAGGACAGUAUAUAUUUGGGUGUGUUUCUGGUUCCAGGGGAAACAAUUUACCCUUUCUUGUAUAAUCUCUACUCUGAUUGUGAUUUUGAUAAUGCUCUCUGUGAAUGACAUCACCUUCUGAACAUCAUCAGUGCUAAAAAAAAUACAGUUUUAAAAAUAGCAUCCACCUUAAAGUUUUUUUUAAUUUUUUUUUUUUUAUCAAAACAAUUAACAUCUGGAAGAGUGCAAUCCCAGAAAAUCCAACAGCAUAUGCUUUGAGUUAUAGGAUAAGUGAGCAUGGUCUGUUAAAUACAUGUACAAGGUAAUUACAUGACACUUGACUCUUCUGAACUGAUAAGAGAAGCCAUUUAUAAUCUUAAAUGUUUUUAGGUUAAUAAAAUGCAAUAUAA
This is a messenger RNA of Periophthalmus magnuspinnatus, 2323 nucleotides long. Its product is annotated as UDP-glucuronosyltransferase 1-2-like. The record is from RefSeq and is a predicted model, not a curated record. The transcript is spliced from 4 exons. Bases 34 to 1620 code for a protein of 528 amino acids. Lineage: Eukaryota; Metazoa; Chordata; Actinopteri; Gobiiformes; Gobiidae. Gene Ontology annotation, molecular function: UDP-glycosyltransferase activity.